AUGACUACCUCGCCGCACCGUUCUGGCGGCGAUAGCGACGGCGGCAUCGGCGACAAAAGACCAAGACAUUUCGACACAAAGACAAAAGGCAUCUGCUGGACAAAGGCUGAUACUGUACCCGGCCGUCACCCAGAAAGGUGGCGUAAAGAUGCCGCCGGUAAUAUUGUCUGCAAGCGCUUCUUCAACUGCCUUGGUUGCCUCUGCUACGAGUACGAUCAUAUCAUCCCUUUUUCCAAAGGUGGUGAAUCGACAGCUGAUAAUUGCCAAAUACUUCAAUCAAGAGUUAACAGAUUAAAAUCGGACAAAUAUCAGAUUGAUUCGGACAAGUUGAAAGGCUACUCUUGUGAUAUUAAUUUUACUGACAAGGAGCUUGAUAUAAUUGAGAUGGCUGUUUAUGGUGAUGUAAUCCGGCCAGGAAACCAGUGUAGAUGCAGAACGGUUGAUGAAAUGCUUGGAAAAUUUAAGGCAAAAGCAAAAGACAACGCAGAUGCGUGCAAGUUGCCAUAG
Lathyrus sativus (Indian pea) is the source of this 507-nucleotide messenger RNA. The record is from the annotation of a GenBank genome assembly. Lineage: Eukaryota; Viridiplantae; Streptophyta; Magnoliopsida; Fabales; Fabaceae.